CGCGAGCUCGGCGGCGGGCGCGCGGCUCGGCGGCGCGGGGCGCCAUGGGCGACGACAGCAGCCCCCUCAGCGUGAUUCUGGUGAGCUCGGGCAGCAGGGGCAACAAGCUGCUCUUCAGGUACCCCUUCCAGCGCAGCCCGGAGCACCCCGCGUCGCAGUCAAGUCAGCCACGUAGCAGGUAUGCUGUUAACCACACCGGGGACCACGUUGAUGACCAGGACGGCGACUCCAGGUUUUCAGAUGUUAUUCUGGCAACAAUUUUGGCAACCAAGUCUGAAAUGUGUGGCCAAAAAUUUGAGCUGAAGAUCGAUAAUGUGCGGUUUGUUGGGCACCCAACGUUACUGCAACAUGCUCUGGGGCAGAUCUCCAAAACAGAUCCGUCUCCGAAGAGGGAUGCCCCUACCAUGAUUCUCUUCAACGUGGUGUUUGCGCUGAGGGCCAACGCUGACCCUUCGGUGAUAAACUGUCUGCACAACCUGUCUCGGCGCAUUGCCACGGUGCUGCAGCACGAGGAGCGCCGCUGCCAGUACCUCACUAGAGAGGCCAAGUUGAUCCUGGCACUCCAGGACGAGGUGUCCGCGGUGGCCGAUGCCAGUGAAGGGCCCCAGUCCCCGUUCCAUCACAUCCUGCCCAAGUGCAAGCUGGCCCGGGACCUCAAGGAGGCUUACGACAGCCUGUGCACCUCUGGCGUGGUGCGGCUCCACAUCAACAGCUGGCUGGAGGUGAGCUUCUGCCUGCCCCACAAGAUCCACUACGCUGCUUCCAGCCUGAUCCCCCCCGAGGCCAUUGAGCGCAGCCUGAAAGCCAUCCGCCCGUACCACGCCCUGCUGCUGCUCAGUGACGAGAAGGCCCUGCUCGGUGAGCUCCCCGUGGACUGCUCCCCGGCCCUGGUGCGCGUGAUCAGGACCACGUCUGCCGUGAAGAACCUGCAGCAGCUAGCCCAGGACGCCGACCUCGCAUUGCUGCAGGUUUUCCAGCUUGCAGCUCACCUGGUGUACUGGGGCAAGGCCAUCAUCAUCUACCCACUAUGCGAGAACAACGUCUACAUGCUGUCUCCCAAUGCCAGCGUGUGUCUGUACUCCCCGCUGGCAGAACAGUUCUCCCGCCAGUUCCCGGCGCACGACCUGCCGUCCGUCCUGUCCAAGUUCUCCUUGCCCGUCUCUCUGUCAGAAUUUAGGAACCCCUUGGCCCCCCCUGUACAGGAGACCCAGCUCAUCCAGAUGGUGGUGUGGAUGCUGCAGCAUCGGCUGCUCAUCCAGCUGCACACCUAUGUCUGCCUGAUGGCCUCGCCCAGCGAGGAGGAGCCCCGCCUGCGAGAGGACGAGGUCCCCUUCACUGCUCGGGUCGGCGGCCGCAGCCUCAGCACACCCAAUGCCCUCAGCUUCGGCUCCCCAACCAGCAGCGAUGACAUGACCCUUACCAGCCCCAGCAUGGACAACUCCAGCGCAGAGCUGCUCCCCAGUGGGGACUCGCCGCUGAACAAGAGGGUGACCGAGAACCUGCUGGCCAGCCUGUCGGAGCACGAGCGGGCGGCCAUCCUCAGCGUGCCCGCGGCCCAGAACCCUGAGGACCUCCGCAUGUUUGCCAGGCUCCUUCACUAUUUCCGUGGCCGCCACCACCUGGAGGAGAUCAUGUACCACGAGAACACGCGGCGCUCCCAGCUGCUCAUGCUCGUUGACAAGUUCCGCAGCGUGCUGGUGGUGACCACCCACGAGGACCCCGUCAUAGCCGUCUUCCAGGCACUGCUCACGUGAGCCAGUCUCCAGAGCAGCUGGAGGGGGCCUCGCAGAUCUGCUCCGGGCCUUGCCUGUGGCAGCCAGAGGAGUGGGCAGCCACGCCUGUCCUGGCUGUCGGCGUGUGAGGCCCUGCAGCCAGCACCACUGUCCACCACGCGCGCCGUUCCUGCCAGUUCUCUGUGGGCCUCCCCUGGCCUGGCCCUCCACAUAGCCCCACGAGCCACCAGCAGGCUUGGCCAAGCUGUCACCCAGUCCUGACAUCUGAGGUCCCUGUUACCUGUGCUCAUCCUGUGGCUGGGGAGGCAGAACCCACCUUGCAGUCCCUGGCUCUCCAGUGUCUGUCCGUGUCCACACUGCUCCUCCUAGAGCAGGCCCAGACCAUGUGCUGACCGCCCAGAGGGGAGAAAUAGUUUUCUAGAAAUGUAUCCUUUAUUUGUUUUCAAAGUGACAUUAAAACGCCUCGCUUGUCUGAGCAGGGCCUUUGCUCAAA
Molecule: messenger RNA, 2226 nt
Organism: Oryctolagus cuniculus (rabbit)
Lineage: Eukaryota; Metazoa; Chordata; Mammalia; Lagomorpha; Leporidae
Gene: NPRL3
Product: NPR3 like, GATOR1 complex subunit
Biological process (GO): positive regulation of autophagy; TORC1 signaling; cellular response to amino acid starvation
Cellular component (GO): GATOR1 complex
Source: RefSeq, marked inferred